Messenger RNA from Meyerozyma guilliermondii ATCC 6260, 1356 nucleotides. RefSeq names its product RMR1 family protein. The record is from RefSeq and is a predicted model, not a curated record. The transcript has a single exon. Bases 1 to 1356 code for a protein of 451 amino acids. Lineage: Eukaryota; Fungi; Ascomycota; Pichiomycetes; Serinales; Debaryomycetaceae.
AUGGACGAUUCACCAAGUUCGGUGGAUAUAGAAAUUGACGAUGAUGUAGAUAUUAACGAACAGGUAAGUGAACAAGAACUGGAAUCUCAUGAUAGUUAUUCCCAAGAAAUGCAUCUGGAGCUCGAUGAUGACGUUGAAAUCGUAGAAGAGCGAGAAGUACAAGAAGAAAUAGCAGAGCCAGAACCCCGAAUAGGUUCCAAUGAAGAGGAAAAUGGUAUAGAAGAAGCAACAACUAAUGAUGAAGUAGACGAGGUUUUGACUUUGGAUGAAAAUGUUGAGAAUAUCGAAAGCGAUAUGGAAGACGACAAGCUGAAGUCUGAUUCAAUCGAAGAAGUGUCUCCAGAGCCUAACGGGACAGAUUACAAUGAAGAGGGGGAAGGGGAAGAGGCGGAUAGUGGAGAAGAAAAAGAAGCAGAAGAAAGAGAAGAAAUAGAAGAAGGAGAGAAUGAAGAAGAACUGGUCGUCGAAAAAGAAGGCACAGACAGGACGUAUAGAGAGGAUUUUGAAGAAGAUGAAGCAGAAGCGUCUGGAGCAGAAUCGGGACCAAUUAAUGAAACAAAUGAAUAUUCAGAUGUGGAAGAAAAUGAAAAUCUAGAGGAGGAGCUAGACGCCGAAGAAGAACGAGAAAAAGAAGAAAAUGAAGGAGAAGAUGAGGAAGAACGAGAUGUAUCGGACGAUCCACAGGGAAACGAUCCCGAAUACAAGGAAGAUCCACACGAGGAGCAUGACUAUAAUCAGAUAAACGAACCCUCCAAUCCAAAUUCACCUUCGCUUUCUAAAGAAGAUUACGCGACUUUGGUCAACGAAGACAACCGUAUAGUGACCAAAGACGAAGACCAACCAACUGUGCCCAUAAUAAUUGAUGUUGCAGACACGGAGUUUCUAUUGGUACCAUUCAAAGCAGAAAAUUCGUCCAUAGACGUAUCUCUUCUUGUACCAUUAUUCGAUUCUAGCAGUGUGUUGGAACUACCUAUUGAAGAGUUUUUUGGACUAAUGAGACAUAAUGAGGACUUGAAUGAAAUCUACAACUUUUCUGUCGACGAAGAACUUGUGUUACUGUUUCCCCAGUUUGAUGGACUUCACUUGACUGAAGAUAAUGUGUAUUCAAGAGAAGUAACCUUCAACGAUUUCUUAUCGACAUUCGAAAGGUUAGCUGAAAAUACUGUAUCGGAAAAACCGUUGUCCAUGGCAUGCACAUUGACAUCGCAAACCAGAUUUAUCACCAAGUUCAAUGGACUUGCAGAACUCAUACGAGAGAAGAAAGGCUUCGAAUCGAUUAUGAAACAUUCUCCUGAAAAACGCCCAGCAGAAUCACCUACUAGUGCCAAGAAACGCCAAAGGCUAUCUAUAGAUUAG